Molecule: messenger RNA, 4586 nt
Organism: Notechis scutatus (mainland tiger snake)
Lineage: Eukaryota; Metazoa; Chordata; Lepidosauria; Squamata; Elapidae
Gene: LONRF2
Product: LON peptidase N-terminal domain and ring finger 2
Biological process (GO): protein ubiquitination
Molecular function (GO): ubiquitin protein ligase activity; protein binding
Source: RefSeq, a predicted model, not a curated record
GGAGGGAGCGCGCGCCGUCCGAUUCUCCUCCCCCUGACCCCGCUGCCGUCUCCACCGCCGGGGACCGCCCGAAGCAGGGCUGGCGGCGCUCCUGAGUCGCCCGGCCCUCUAGCGCGAGGGUCAGAAGCCGGGCUGGGCCGGGGGCGAUGGAAGGCUACGCUGGGACGAUUCCCCGCGCCGCCUGCCUUCGCGGAGCCUGAGUUCGAGCAUGGAGCCAUAGCAGCCGCAGCACCCCGCCGCCGCCGCCACCGCCACACCCACUUGGCUUCUUGGCGGCGACAAUGGAGCUGGGGCCGGCCGCCGGGCAGCCGGCGCAACAGUAUCCCCACCAUCCCCAGGCCCUGUCGGGCGGAGGUCCCUGCCCGGAGAUGCUGCAAGUGGCCGAGGAGGCUUUCCGAGGCGGGCAGUUCGCGCUGGCGGCCGAAAUCCUGAGCUCGCAGCUGGCUGAGCUGCCGCAGCCCGAGCGGGGCCUGUGCCUCCGCCAAGGGGACGCGCUGGCCCGCGCGGGGCGCAUGGCCGAAGCGUUGGACUCGUACAGCGUCGCCGCUAGAUUGGCCCGCUUGCGUCCCGAGGAGUUACGCGAGCUGACCGAGAGUUUCGCCCUCCUCGUCCGCGACAAGGAGCUGCGGCUGCCUCCCUGGCAGGGCCCUGGGAGCGGCGGCGCCCCCGAGGCGGCUGAACCGCUGGGGGACCCCGCUUGCUGCCGCCCUCCGGAGCCUCUUUGCUGCCCUUCGUGCCUGCGUCUCCUCCACGAGCCGGUGACUCUGCACUGCGGGCACACCCACUGCAAGCGUUGCGCCAGGAGCGGCGGCGAGCAGUGUGUCCGCUGCGUCGCCCGGCGUCCCGUCUCCGCCUGUGCCUCUUCCGCGGCCCCCAGCGCGGCCGGCCAAGCCCCCGCCGGCCUCCGCGUCAACGUGGUGCUGGGCAGUUUGCUGGAGAAAUGGUUCCCGGCCGAGAACAGAGCGCGCCGGCUGUGCGCCGAAGGGGAUGCCUUGCGGGAGAAGCAGGAUCUGGCGGCCGCUUUGGAGAAGUACAACCAGGCCCUUGAACUCGCUUCUUGUAAAUGUUGGUUAAUAGCACAACGGGCAGAACUUUGUACAGCUAUGAAGAAUUAUCAAAAAGCUCUUAAUGACGCAGAAAUACUAUGUCAGAAUAAACCCCAUUGGCCUAAGGGUCAUUAUGUCAAAGCACAAGCUCUUUCUGGAUUAGGAAGGAUUGAAGAAGCAUUGAAGGAAUUUCUUUAUUGUGUUGCCUUAAAUCCUGAGUGGAACUCAAUGAAGAUGGAAGCCCAAAAGAUAAUGUGUGAGAUGUUUUUUCCAGCAUUUGAAAAUGUUCCUGAUAGUUUAACAACACCUUUUUGUAAUCGGACCUCUUACACAAGAUUGAAACCUGCAUUUCUAAGUAGCAUAAAUACACAGUCUUCUAGUGAAGAUGGGCCAGUAGCAGAGAGCUCAAAGGAGACCAUGUUGAGGUUAACAAGAAAUCCUUCCCAAGAGAAUGAUGUCUAUCGCUGUAUUAAUUCUUCAAUUUCCCAUCAUGAUUUCUACUUUGAAGAGAACAAGAAAACAUUAGGGAAAGUCCUAUCCAGCCUACCCAGUGCAAACUUGAAAAGAAAAUUUUCUACUGAUGGGGAAGACUUACAGAAUCUGGAUGUCCCUAGCAAAAUCCAUAGAAAAGAUGGAGAUGCUACUUGUGGAAACUCAGCUUCUCUUCCCAUAAAAGAGAUUCCUACAAAUCUCAUGGAUGCAUCUGACUUUGAGUGUUCCCUUUGUAUGAGGUUAUUCUAUGAGCCUGUCACUACUCCUUGUGGACAUACGUUCUGCCUCAAAUGCCUUGAACGUUGUUUGGAUCAUAAUCCUCACUGUCCGCUUUGUAAAGAAAAGCUCUCAGAUUUUUUGGCAAGUCGAACUUACAAAAAGACUAUCCUUACUGAAGAAUUAAUAGUUCGCUACUUUCCAGAAGAAUUAUCUGAAAGGAAAAAGGUUUAUGAAGAAGAAAUGAAGGAAUUAUCAAAUCUAAAUAAAGAUGUUCCCAUUUUUGUAUGUACCAUGGCUUUCCCUACCAUUCCUUGUCCUCUUCAUGUCUUUGAGCCCCGUUAUCGAUUAAUGAUAAGAAGAUGCAUGGAAACAGGCACUAAACAAUUCGGCAUGUGUUUAACUGAUGAACUGAAAGGAUUUGCAGAUUACGGCUGCAUGUUGGAGAUCAGGGAUGUGAAGUUUUUCCCUGAUGGGCGUUCAGUUGUUGAUACAGUUGGUGUUCGACGUUUUAGGGUCUUAAGCCAUGGUCAGCGAGAUGGAUAUAAUACGGCAAACAUUGAAUAUUUGGAAGACAAAAAGGCUGAAGGAGCAGAGUAUGAAGAGCUGGUCCGCAUUCACGAUUCCGUUUACGAUCAAGCUGUGUCCUGGUUUACUUGUCUUAAAGACAAUAUGAAAGCACAAAUUUUAAACCAUUUUGGACCAAUGCCAGGGAAAGAACGUGAGCCGCAGAGUAAUCCCAGUGGUCCAGCUUGGUACUGGUGGCUGUUGGCAGUAUUACCACUAGAGAACAGAGCCCAAUUGGCCAUUCUUGCCAUGACUUCACUUAAAGACCGCCUCAUUGCCAUUCGCCGCGUAUUAAUAUUUGUGACCCGCAAAAGACCUAGAUGACAUAGUCUUAUUUAUGAAGAUACAUUGAAAACAACUAGUUUCUAAUGCUAAGAAAACAGUUGGUAACUGAACAGUUCUUCCCUCUGCUCAUUUAAGCAUUCAUUCUUCUUUGCACUUGCUGGACCCAAUAGUUAAUUAAGUAUUCUGUGCCUCUUGUCCUGGAAUAAUCUGAGCCUCUUGGAAGUUAUGCCACAACAGAGCGUACAGAAGUUGCAGGCAUCAACUGAGUACAUAAUCGCCAUCUACUCAUAAUGAGACAACGAAGUCAGAAGUACUAAAAUGUCUACAAAUCCCCAAUUGACAUUUUUAUUUCUUUGUAGAAAUAGACUUGAAAUAGUGGAUUAGAAACUGAGAUUAUAUAUUGUCAGAAUUGUCCUUGUGAUAGCCAGUUAAAAAGAAAUUCUCAAAUGUUCCUCCGGAAAAAAACAUCAAAAGCAACUUUUUAUCUGCAACAUGUGGACAGAAAUAUCAGAAGUAAAUAGGAUUGGUAGGAAAAAAGUUCCACUUCCAAACAAUAUUGUCCAAAAGAGUAUCUGAUGAACAGCUUUGUGGCUGGUUAUAGGCCAAUUCCUUGUGUUUGUAAUUUGCAUGCUGUAUGUAUUGAGAAAACUGUUUAAUAAUAUAUCUAAGAAGAUUGAGUCAUUCUUCCUUCCCAAACCCUCCUCCCUUCAGAAUGACAUCAGGAUUCUACAGUGAGGAGUUAUCUGUGGAAAGCCUUGUAGUUGGGACAUGGAACUAAUAGCCUCAUAAUGGACUUAUUUUUGUCUUAGGGAAAGCUUCUUCUGCCAUUAAAUACUUGAGACUGCGAAGCUCCGUGGCUGGAUCAUGGCCAGCAUAUUUAGUGUAUAUCUACACUGUUAAUUUCAAGCUCUUCAGCGAUUAUCUUACUAAAGGCUGUUGAAAAAUCGAAUCACCAUUUCAAUUUUAUCCUUCUAGUUUUGUCUGGAAGUAACACUUAAGUAAAAACCAUCUUUACUCACAACUGCCAUACCAGCCUAAUAGGUUCUUCUAAGAAAACAUAAUUACAUAUACUUUUGAAAACCAAAACCUUAAUAUUACUUGUUAUGUACCGAAUACUGUUCGUGCUUGAAGUUCUUGCUGACAUGAAAGGAGACACAAAUGGAAUCCUGUACUGCAAAUUUCAAUGCAAGUUUAAAUCAGAUGUAAAUAUAUGUUUAUUUUGAUGUCUUCGUGUAUGUGGUUAACUUUUUUUAAAUUGUCAAAUUAUUGGAAAUAGUUUAGCAGUUCAGUUGUAAACAUGAAACAGCAAAUCAGUAUUGCUAAUUCAAACUGCUGGGAUCUCUGAAUUUCCAGAAACAAACGAACAGGACAUGAAAAUAAUAUUAGUUCUGGUUUUAGAACAUAGUGCAAAGACACAGCAGGCUAAAAAUACCGGUUGUAAAAAAAAAAUUAAUCUGGCAAGAAAAUAAUGACAUACCAAAAUAUUUCAAAAGUGCCUCCUUUAUGAAUUAGGAACAGCAUGUGCUCUUUUGAAAAAAGCAGAAAUUUCAUAUACAAAAAGUCUAAUCAUUAAAAAGACUGAUUUUACUAAGUGCUAUAAUUAUGUGGGAUUAGAAGAUUGUCUAAAAAAUCUUGACCAGAUAGCAGUUUCCUAAGACUGAUCAACACAGCCUGAAUGUACUGUACUUGCUUCUUCUUGGAAUUCACCUUUUGUAGUUAAGUAUUGACCUGUGACUGCUCUUUCAAUUGUUAACUCUGCAACUUGCAAAUGAAGCUCUAAUAAUUUCUGCCAUAGCCUUCCUGCAAGUUCUAAUUUCUUUACCAGAGUUUGUAGAUUCUCUUUCAAGUAUUUUUUAAAAGUAUGCACCUGGUCCUGGCUGACCUUGGUUAAUCUUGAAUACUAAACAAAGUCAGUUCUCAUUACUACUUGGAUGGGAAAUCAUCUGGCAUCUCUAAAGCUGUAUGUGAGACCAGGAAAUU